Marmota flaviventris (yellow-bellied marmot) is the source of this 518-nucleotide messenger RNA. NCBI's taxonomy places the organism in Eukaryota, Metazoa, Chordata, Mammalia, Rodentia, Sciuridae. The record is from RefSeq and is a predicted model, not a curated record.
GGUGAUGUGGCUGGGGCAUCGCUGGCCUCACUAUGUCUGCCAUUUUCAAUUUUCAGAGUCUAUUGACUGUAAUCUUGCUGCUUAUAUGUACCUGUGCUUAUAUCCAGUCCUUGGCACCCAGCCUCCUGGACAGAAAUAAAACUGGACUAUUGGGAAUAUUUUGGAAGUGUGCCAGAAUUGGUGAACGAAAGAGUCCUUAUGUUGCAGUAUGCUGUGUAGUGAUGGCCUUCAGCAUCCUUUUCAUACAGUAGCUUGGAAAAAUGCCAGAAUUUAAUUGCCAUCAGACUUCAGUGUGAACAAGGACUUAUCUGCAAAAAAUAAUGGAAAGAAUAGUUAACCCUUUUAUCUCUGAACAUUGAAUGAGAGAAAUUUCCAGAUGGUGUUCUCUAUUUUUAUGUUAUUGGACCAAUGUUCUGUAUAAAUAACUAAGAUACAACCAUUUGAUACACAGAGUUUAAUAGUCUGUAACAAUCAACCUCAGUACUGUUGCUACAAUAUUACAUUUUGUGCAAAUGUCA